This is a messenger RNA of Macroventuria anomochaeta, 213 nucleotides long. RefSeq lists its product as uncharacterized. The record is from RefSeq and is a predicted model, not a curated record. The transcript has a single exon. The annotation marks the transcript as partial. Gene Ontology annotation, molecular function: nucleic acid binding; zinc ion binding. Lineage: Eukaryota; Fungi; Ascomycota; Dothideomycetes; Pleosporales; Didymellaceae.
ACACGGAUCCAGGAGGGUGGAGACCUGUCAAAGGAACAGGCAGAGGAUUUGAUGGCCCAAUGUGAUGUUGGGAUGCAGAUUGAGGGGGAAAUGCAUGAAGGUAGGGCCCGGACAGGUGCAGGCGAGCAGCGCAAAAGGCACUGCAAGCGCUGUGGUAAAACAGGACACAACUCGCGCACAUGUGCAAAAGACGUAGUAGACGUUAGCAAUUAA